AAAGAAGUCAUGUGAUCAGAUGCCCCCGAAUGUACAUCUGGAUAGACUGAAACCAACGCAAGAAAUUAUCACCGUUGAGUUUAAUGCUGGUGAUUUGCACCGAGUGAGAAUCAAUGUUGGAGACAUGUUUCUCAAUGUUUUUCGGUGAAACGGUAACAGUGGAUUCAGAUGUGGUUUCUGAUAUGGUGAAGGACAGCUUGCUGGUUCUAGGAUUACCUCAGAAGGGUCAGAGAAUAAGUCCUCAGCUUUGAUACCAUGAAAGCUAGAAAGAACAAUAUUUCUUAUUCUCAUAUUUAAACAAUGUACAUAGCACCUCUAUUUAUAGGAGAUACAAGGCAUAAAAUUAGGAAUUGAUUAGCUACUAAUUAGCUACUGAUUCUGAGGACUGAUUAGCUAUUAUUUAGCUACUAAUUUUGAUCCUAAUAAACUUUCCUAUUCUAUAGUAUUGACUAAAUCUAAAUGUUUACAGUUGUGAUAUCCAAAAGAAUUCAGCCAUAUCCUGGAAGAAUUAUUUUCUUUCCAUUUCCAAUAUUGAAUAUAGUUGAUAUUUGUUAGUUUUCCUUUUCUUAGCUUCUGUGGCGCAUAGGCAUUGUUCGUCAUGCUAUGCUUUUUAAGGGGUAAGUGUUUUAUUGCCAUAAAAGAGGAUUUACAAUGAAGUUCAUGACAUGCCAAAGGCAAUACCCCCUCUAAAAGAGAGCUUACGCCUAGCCUGUAGAACAAUUAAACCUCAGCAAUUGGCAUUUUAGGAUAGAAAUUUGUGUGCUUUGCAAAUCCUUAGAGCAUGGGGUCAAGAGAAAAUUGAGAAACUAAUUGGCAUGAGUAGUAUUUUAAUUUUGAGUUACUGCUUAUGUCUACAAAUUGGCUUUCAUACUUAACCAAAAAAAAAAAGAAAAAGAAGAAAAAACAAAAAUAGGAUUAAGUUAGUAGUUUAUUGGUGGUAGUUGCUACAUAAUUGAUGUCUGUUGGGCUAUAUAUAACAAAUCCACGUGUUUUUUGGGAGAUAAAUGUAGACCUUUUUUUUAUUCACUGGCAACUGAGCAGCGAGUAGUAACACAAGUGAUGAAGACUAAAGAAUUCCUCAACUGAACAGUGUGUCAACAAUCAGGUUUUUUUUGGUUUUUAUUUUUUUCAUUUAUCCUUUUCGAUGUUGUGAUGCAAAGCGUCAUUCUUUGGAAGCUGACAUGGGCGUGGAGAUAGAAGGUGAUGGGCGUGCCUGCAUAUCUUCAAUUCGAUCUAGGCAGAGUCGACAACCAGAAAAACUACAUUUGAGCCUUCACCAAUAUCAAUUGCUCAACAAGGCCCAUAAGACUCGGUAUGCUUCUAAAUCUUCUCAUAACAUCCACAAAACCUCUCUCAAAGAUAAUAGCAAAAAGGCUAAAUUUGACCGCAAUGUUGUCAAGGGUGCUCGGGCUGCUCGAAUUCAGCAAAACAAAUGUGAACUUUUAGACCCUGUUGUUGCUGAAGCUACACUGGACUUUCGAAAUCUUAACAAGAGAAAACUUUUAACUAAUUUCCCUACAUUUCUCCCUCAGGCAUGGUUGUUAAUUCUCUACACAGGUUUGGCUUUGCGAGAGAACAUACUUAGAGUGAAUGGAAGUGAUAUUCGCCAUGGUGGAUAAAACAUCACUACUUCGCAAUGGCCAUGGCACUUAUCAGUCUCACUUGGGAGACCCAGAAGCAAAGAGGGGUGCAAUUGUUCCUUCAAUGGGCUAUCAUGCAAGGAGUUGCAAUGCUUCUACAAAAUAGAUAUCAACGGCAAAGGCUUUGUACACAUUGCACUCGGGAAGGCUAGGAGAAUGGAUGUUGUUUGGGGAGAAAUUGCUGGAGUCAACGGUCAACUAUGGUUGUUGGCACCCAUUCUAUUCAUAUUACAGGUGAUUUAAGCUAUACAAAUGCCUGUUUUGGGGACCAUGCCCACAAAAGAUCAUAUUAACGUAUGCUUUGCCAUCCAAGUCAUGUUGAAUCAAACAAACACUAAAGCGAUUUAAAUUAAGGUUGUUAAAUAUUCAUUUUUUUUCUACAUAACUUGCCAAAAGUUAUGUACAUGUGUAAAUAAUUAAAUAUAUAUAACAGCUAGGGAAGGGAAGUUUUUGUUACUAUCAAACAUCAUCACAUUCCUUGAGUGUUUUCUUUCAUUACUUGAUGAAGUUGAAGUCAUAUUAUCAUUCUCUUCUAGUUUGCCAUCCAACAAUCCUAGUUUUAUACAUGUAAUGCAACUUGCUCUUUCAUCACAGCUCUCUCUCUGUUUUGAACUUCUUUGGCUCACAUGUCAUGAUGUCACCAUGAAGUUAUUUGAUUUUUUUUUUUUCGUUUUUUUCUUUGAAGAUAUUAGGAAGAGGUAUGCUCACCAAAAAAGGGAAAGAAUCUGUACAUCAUUGCAUGAUGAUCAUUAAUUACCCAAUUCUUCAGUGAAAAAAAUAAUGAAACACUACAACAAAAAACAUUUUUGGCGACAUUUUUUAGCAUCCAAACUGAAAUUAGUCGCCAAUUUUAUGUAAUCGGCGACAAUUUAAUUGUUGGUCGCCAAAAAUUACACUAUUGGCAAUGAGUUAAGAUUUUUAGUCGCUAAAAGGUUUGGCGCCAAAUUAAUUUUUGGGGCGGGAGCGCCAAAAAUAUUUUCACGACCAUAUUAACAUAUAGCGACGAAAUUUUGGUCGCCGAUUGUAAAGUUUUGGCGAUAGAAAUGAAAUAGUCGCGGAAAAGAUGAACGGUACUUAUGGCGACCGAAGGAUUUUUGUCGCCAAUAAUUGUAAACGAAACUACGUCGUUUUGCAUUUUUCAAUUUUUUUUUAAAGACUUGGACCGACCCUUUUACUGAAUAAACAAAUAAGCUCUAACUCUCCCUCUCCCUUUCACUCUCACUCUUUCUCAAUCCACAGCCUCAAGCGGCGCAAAACAGAGGUAUGUCUCCCUCUCCCUCUCCCUCUCCCUCUCCCUCUCCCCCUCACUCUCACACCGCCUUCUCCUCCUCCUCCUCCUUUUCGUCUUCGUCUCUCUUCCUCUCGCUCUCUCUCUCCACCGAUUGAUUUUCACCGACGGCAUUCACUUCUCUCUCUCUGAUAUUUUGAAGACAGAUAUAUAUAUAUAUAUAUGAGUAUAUGAUAAAUAUAUGAUAGAUUGUUGUCCUAAAAUCUGUGUUCAAGGAUUUAUAUAUAUAUAUAUAUGAUAGAU
Camellia sinensis is the source of this 3171-nucleotide messenger RNA. The record is from RefSeq and is a predicted model, not a curated record. NCBI's taxonomy places the organism in Eukaryota, Viridiplantae, Streptophyta, Magnoliopsida, Ericales, Theaceae.